AUGGCACUGAACUUGGGAAAGUUAUCACCGUUGUUUUGUUCUUUACAAGAUGGUACUUUUUGGGACACUAUUAACAACUUCGAUGACGAUGAGCUCAAAGUAUUUUUGCCAUUCUUGAUAUCCUCAUGUUUCCAUAAUGAUGCCUCAGGUGAUGUAUUUCCUGAGUUGCUUGCUAGAUUAUGUCAGUUCCCCGAAGGAAACAGAAUUCUAACGCUUAUCAGACAAAAUCGUACUGAGUUCGAAGAGAAGUUCCAGACCAGUCAUGAGGGCGGUUUCAAUAUUCCGUUCUGUAAAGUUGACGAUAUCACUAAACUCGCAAUGGUGAUUAGGUUUUUUAAUGAAUCUUCAAAAGAUGAGUUCCCUGCUGGUUUCAUCAGUGACGAUGAAGUUCCUGAUGCGGCUAUGCUGUUAUCUCUUGGAUACAUAAAUUACCCUCAUCUCUUACCUUUCGGAAAGAUCACGUUGAAAUCGCUCUCAUUUCCGAACGGACCUCAGCUUCUUAUAACAAUGUUGAUGAAUUCAGUCGAAUUACUCAAUCCAGUGCUAAACAUCCUGAUGGGUUUACAAGUUAGUGAAGAAUCUUCUAUAGGACGACAGAAAGGUGUUUUAUUGACUCAGUUGUUUGAGUUAUGUCCUCGUAUACAUUUAUCAAUUCUCAGAGAUAUGGCAUCUUCGAAAAGAGAUUGCUUAUUAGCAGUGAGGCUUGCCGCUCAGUUUUUAGAUGAUGAGGCUAUUUUGAAUUUCAUCUUACCUCUUACAUGGAACAAAAGUACUCAGCUUGUUCAAACACUUUCUAAAGCUUCAAGCCGAUCUACUUUAACCAUUCUACAUGAUAGAUUGUAUAAGAUGGCAUCUAGGAUAGUCGAAAAGAAUGAUAAACAACCAUACUUGACCCUCUUGCAAAGUUUGAUGACGAUACAAAAUAAUUGCAGCUUGAAACCUUCUCCGGAGCAACUGAAUAUUUUGUGCUCUUUGAUAUGUCGGGUUAACGUUGAAGACGAUGCUUACUUAGAGUUUGCAUUAGCUUCUCUACUCGCCAUUCUUAGCUUGACUUCAUUUCCUCAAAAUCAAUUGCCGGUUAACAGGAUGGAUGAAAUGAUUGUGGCCUUCCUGAAACAUCUCGCUAUCGAGAUCACGAAGGAACAUAGAGAAUCCCUUCGGAUUACGGUUAUAUAUGUUGGAGUAUGUCUUAGUGGAUUGAGAACAGAUUUUCUGAAAACUUUCCUUCUAAAUAUCUUCAAAACUAAAAUAACUAUCCCACCUCGUCAAGUUCAGCUAUUGAGAACAACUUUCUUCUCAUCAUGUUUAUCUGAGUGCGAGCUUGCCACCAGAUGUGCUACUCUGCCGGUCAGUGUGAACUUGAACUCUGAGUUCUCUGGUCGUUCCCCGAUUCAUUCUGUACACGAUCUUCUAUGCUCAGGAACGUUCGCUAGGUUCAAUGUUGAUCUAGGACCUUGGUUAGAAAAUCAGAUAAUGGCUUCUUCUGUCCCCGUUCACAAUGUCCUUUCUGAGGUGGUUGAGAGAUUUGCAGCUGAAUCUGCUCGAGCAGGACGUUCAGGAUUAAGAAAGAAGUUCAUUGAUGAUUUGUUCGAAGGAGAUAUUUUGAGCGAAACAGUGCUCACUGCAAGAGUGGUAACCUUACUCUACCUACUAUCUUACCGUUCUCAAAUGGAUCAACUCGCUAUUGGAGCUGUAGAUAACUUCUUCCGUGAUAUUUAUAGUAGCAUUCCUAUUCGUUUCUUGUUGAGUAUAGUAGAGUGUCGAGGAACAAAUUACUCUUCUUGCCGAACAUCAAUAAUGAGAUUAGCUACUGAUAUAUUCCCGUACAUGCUUCCUACUAUAGACAGUGUUAAAAUAGCUCGUGCCCCUGGAGGCGGUAUGUCUUUCCCAUUUACUACGGAUGAGUACUUCGGAAUGCUGAAAAGGAACGAAAUAGGAAGAAUAUUGAAAGUGUUGGAUGCCUCUCUGCUUUCCGAUUUGGUUAAACAGUUACCUUUCAUUGUGGAGCUCUUCCGGAAAUCUCUAGACAAAGAUGUUCUCUUACCCAACGUUGAUAGUGUCAUUACUCUGUGGAGUCGUUUAGAAAACGUCGUACCUAGAAUGUUGUAUGAGAAAUCUUGUCUCAGUUGGGUAAGCUGCUUACAGAACAAGGAAAUGUCACUCGCAGAUAUAUACGAGUAUCCUACUUUGCUCUUUAGAUGUGAUAGGCGAAUUUUGAGCUCUCCAAAACAUUUUUCGUGUUUCAUAAGAAUGUUAACCUUUUUCUCUGCUGCGAGUAAGAAUCUGUUGAUGAGAAGCGUUCACACGGCCAACUGCUCGUUGAAUGAAGUAGAACGACAAGAACGAGAUGUUCUCUCUAUAGCUGUAGACCACACUAGAGGAUCUCUGUUAAUACAACUGCUGAUCGAGGUGUCGGACCCGAAACGUAUGCAAGACGAACAAACACCGUCUGCUCUGAAGAGAAGGAGGCUGGUGAGAAAGAUAGCUUGCGAGUACAUUCAUCAACUUUUCAUAAUGGACAAAAACAUAAUGAAACUAGUGUUGUUCCAGACCUUCCCGUUACAUAUGGUUCCGUAUCUCGUGGAAGACGUUCCUUCGAUGUUUGUGGCCAGAGAUUUCCUACAGGAAAUGUUGUCCCUUCCAGACAUCAAACGUCGUAUCUUUGGAAUCUCCCUUAUGAUUCAUGUAUCUAAGAAGUAUCGUAUCACAGCUACAUGCGCCUCAACAGACUUAAUCUUGGAUGUUCUACACACUCUAUUAAGGUUUUGUGAGGCUUCUAUAAACGUCAAGUUGUUCUUAAAGAUCGUGCCGACGUUAGCUGAAAUCAAUUCGGUCUUUCCACAACUUUCCUCUGAUGUCACUCAUCUUCUUAUGCGGGUAUAUUCUUUGGCUGCGAACAGAAUGGCACUAAAUCCCCUGGUGGUUGAAUGCCAAUCACAAGAGAAGCAACUAAUGGCCUUAAUCAAAAACAGUCUUGCUGACCAAGUUAAUGUUGCCCCUGCGGUAUAA
Molecule: messenger RNA, 3009 nt
Organism: Auanema sp. JU1783
Lineage: Eukaryota; Metazoa; Nematoda; Chromadorea; Rhabditida; Rhabditidae
Source: the annotation of a GenBank genome assembly